AUGCCUGCAGCAAAGCACCAUUAUUUUGGGCAGUCUGCUUUGGUCUUGCAGACAUAUAGUGGUGGAAACAUUGUUCGUCUCUUGCUCGAGAAAGGCGCUGGUUCUGAUGUGCCCGAUGAUGUGGACCGAACCGCAAUUCGCUGUGCUGCUUCUCAGUCCGAUGGUACAAUAUUGAUAUACCUGGCUGACUACAAUCCUGAUGGACCGAACCGGAGGGAUUUCUAUGGUCGAACACCACUGCAUCUUGCCGCAACCCAUGGUGAAUUGCAAUCAGUACGAACGCUGCUAGCCAUGGAGAGCAUUGGUUGUGAAAUUCAAGAUGAAUUCGGUCACACCGCAAUUAAUGGUGCGCAAAGAAAGGGCUACGAUGAUAUUGUUCAAGCCAUCCAUAAAAUGAGUGGAGGCGUAGAUGAAGAUAGCCAUCCUAGAAUUAUCACAUCUUCACGGCGGGUACUCAGUGUGGAAUGUGAUGCUUGCAUGCUUGGCAUGAGACCCGAUGAGACCUAA
Messenger RNA from Penicillium brasilianum, 507 nucleotides. The record is from the annotation of a GenBank genome assembly. Lineage: Eukaryota; Fungi; Ascomycota; Eurotiomycetes; Eurotiales; Aspergillaceae.